Molecule: messenger RNA, 996 nt
Organism: Phascolarctos cinereus (koala)
Lineage: Eukaryota; Metazoa; Chordata; Mammalia; Diprotodontia; Phascolarctidae
Gene: GFRAL
Product: GDNF family receptor alpha like
Biological process (GO): nervous system development
Cellular component (GO): signaling receptor complex; external side of plasma membrane
Molecular function (GO): signaling receptor activity
Source: RefSeq, a predicted model, not a curated record
AUGCAUAUAUGCAUGUACUAUGACACUGAGUCAGUAAUAUUUGCUUUUAAAAUUUUAGUGUUCUGCUUAGAAAAGGAAUCUACAGCCCAUAUUACUGAUUGUACUCACUUGAGAGAGCAAUGUAUAAAUGGCACAAAUGGAUGUGACCUUCUUUGGGCAGUCCUUGAAGACGUCUGUAAUGUUUCAGGUAAUGACUGCAAGAUGAAAGAUUCUUUAAGCUGCAACUUAAGCAUCCAGUCCCUGGAGGAUCAAUAUCCCAAAUUUAAAAAAUGUCUCUGUACUGAAGAUAUUUAUUGCAGUGUUAACAGGUUGCUUGGGAGACAAUGUACCAGUAAAACAGAUUAUAUUAAUCAGCCUAUUAAACUGCAGUGGGAUGAAACUGCUCUUCCUCACCAUGGAUUCCAAGGGACCUGGUCCUGUUUGGAAGCAGCACAGGUUUGUGUUGGAGAUGUAAUAUGUAACAAACAGUUGGCUCUGUACCUUAAGGCUUGUUCAACAACCGGAAGGCCAUGCAAUCUGACACAGUGCCAAGCAGCCAUCCGCUUCUUCUUUCAAAACACGCCUUUUAACAUUGGCCAGAUGUUGGCUUUGUGUGACUGUGCUCCAGCCGAUAUACCUUGUCAGAAGUCCAAAGAUAUUCUUCACAGCAACUUGUGUGCUGCGAAAGUAGUUCCACCCCCAUCAUGCCUUGAUGUAAUUCACAGCUGCCAAGAUGAUGAAAUAUGCAGAAGCCGCUAUGAAACGUUUCAGUCAAAAUGUUGGCAGCGUGUCACUGAGAAAUGCUAUUACGAUGAGACUUGCAUUAAUACCUUCAAUAAGGAAGAUAUAACUUGCUCAGCAGAUGAUAAAUGCAAAGCUGCUUAUAUUGGCACCCUGGGGACCAUCCUUCAUGUCCAAUGCACCUGCAGCUCCAUUCCAUUCACUGAACAGCCUUUAUGUGAGAUUUUUUAUCACAUGCUUCAGAGCAGGUCCUGCUUCAGUAAGUCAUCUGCUUAA